GGCGGCCGCGCAGACGGGAGUGCGGGUGAUCAUGUGACUUCGGCAUGGCGGUGUUUGCAGACUUGGAUCUGCGAGCGGGUUCGGACCUGAAGGCUCUGCGCCGGCUGGUGGAAAACGCGGCUCACGUGGGCUAUUCAGUUGUUGCUGUCAAUCAUGUUGUUGAAUUUAAGGAGAAGAAGCAGGAGAUUGAAAAACCAUUAGCUGUUUCUGAGCUCUUUACAACUUUGCCAAUUGUACAGGGAAAAUCAAGACCUAUUAAAAUUUUAAGUAGACUGACGAUUAUCGUUUCGGAUCCAUCUCACUGCAAUGUUUUGAGAGCAACAUCUUCAAAAGUCCGGCUAUAUGAUAUUGUUGCAGUUUUUCCAAAAACAGAAAAACUUUUCCAUGUUGCUUGUACACAUUUAGAUGUGGAUUUAGUCUGCAUAACUGUAACAGAGAAACUACCAUUUUACUUCAAAAGACCCCCAAUUAAUGUGGCAAUUGACCGAGGUGUGGGCUUUGAACUUGUCUACAGCCCCGCAAUCAAAGAUUCCACAAUGAGAAGGUACACAAUUUCCAAUGCCCUCAGUUUGAUGCCCAUCUGCAAAGGAAAGAAUAUAAUUAUAUCUAGUGCUGCAGAAAGGCCUUUAGAAAUAAGAGGCCCAUACGAUGUGGCAAACUUAGGGUUGCUCUUCGGGCUGUCUGAAAACGAUGCCAAGGCUGCAGUGUCUACCAACUGCCGAGCAGUGCUUCUCCACGGAGAAACCAGGAAGACUGCUUUUGGAAUUAUUUCCACAGUGAAGAAACCUCGGCCAUCAGAAGCAGAUGAUGAUUCUCUUCCAGCCUGCAAGAAGGCCAAGUGCGAGGGCUGAGAAGAAUCCCGCGUCUUGUCAGCACUCCCUUACUCCUUUUGGUAGUCCAUUAGCCACAACAGAAAUAAAAGCUUUGUAUGAUU
Messenger RNA from Manis pentadactyla (Chinese pangolin), 934 nucleotides. RefSeq names its product ribonuclease P/MRP subunit p30 (gene RPP30). Bases 45 to 851 code for a protein of 268 amino acids. Gene Ontology annotation, biological process: tRNA processing. NCBI's taxonomy places the organism in Eukaryota, Metazoa, Chordata, Mammalia, Pholidota, Manidae. Gene Ontology annotation, molecular function: RNA binding. Gene Ontology annotation, cellular component: nucleolar ribonuclease P complex. The transcript has 11 exons. The record is from RefSeq and is a predicted model, not a curated record.